CCUGACAUCGAGACAACUAUUGUCAAAAAAAUUACAUAAAACGUAAAAUGUGGGAAUAAUAUUUAACGAAAAUUUUGGUCUAAAUGAAGCCAAUUAAUGAUAUCCCGGGACCGGUAGAACCCAGUGAGGAAUAUGUAGUCAAACUUCCGAUAAUAUUGAGCCUUUAUACGAUCCUCAAUGUAGCGAUGCUAGUAACUGGCUUCAUUUAUGAAGACGAUUGUCCUGUAGAGCCAAAUAUACCUUUAUUUCUGAAGUUGCAAGGGAUUUUUGGGCUCUUAUCUAGGAGCAUUGGCUCCAUCAAAUAUUACAUCUCCAAUAGGGAUUGGUUUUUCGUUUUCCUCGUGAUAUCAUCUCUCUUAUAUAUAGGAGAAUUCACGGUUUUUCUUCUUGGUUCCUUCUGGGUAUACAAAGAAGCAAUACCCAGUUUCAAAGCAUCAGACACCAAACAUUACUGUUAUAAAGGCAUCUACCUCUUCGCUUUCUGUUACAUCACGAUCAUGUAUUGUCUCAUGGUUUUCGCUGCGUCUUUUCUGUGCUGUGUUCUGUGUGUGGCCUCCUCUUUUGGAAUCAACAAGGUGGCUCAGACGAAGCCGUGGCAAAUUGUUGUGAUAUAGCUAUAAAAUAUAUGUGGAAUUCUCUCAUUCAAUUAUUCCAUAUUCAGUAAAAAAUAUUGCUAUUA
Molecule: messenger RNA, 679 nt
Organism: Harmonia axyridis
Lineage: Eukaryota; Metazoa; Arthropoda; Insecta; Coleoptera; Coccinellidae
Product: transmembrane protein 272-like
Exons: 3
Coding region: 84-614 (176 amino acids)
Source: RefSeq, a predicted model, not a curated record